AUUGAAGAUACCGCAGUUAGUUGAACUAGUGCCAGGGAGUACAACAACGAAACGAAUAUGUUUAAUAAUCGAAAAAAUCGAAAUAGGAAAGAUGCGUCUUAUAAAAACUUCAUUUGUGCCCUUUUAGCGUUUUUGGCAAUGUUAAUUUUGAUAUCUCUACUAUUAUACGCGUUUAAGAAACCAAAUACUACAAAAAUAACGGACGAACCUGAAUCCGAUUAUAAUAAAGGCAAAAAUAAUAAACCUACAACACCUGAAACCACCACUCAACAUUCAAUUACAACAAUCAGGAAUAGUUUUGAUACAGAAACAAAUCUUACUACUAGCAGUACACUUCAACCAUCGACAUCAACUGUUGGUUCAAACACAACAUCUGUUCUAAAAUUAUUUGCAUCUACAAGGAGUAUUUCAACCCAAACAACUGCUACAAACACUACAUCUACUGAAACAAGCUUGCCAAUACCUACAACAAGCAGUACCCGUGUGGUUACCACAGAAAAAACAAAACCAAGUGCAGUAAUUACUACUGAAUCUGGUAAUUUAGCACUUACAAGUAGUACCCCUGUCUUACCAACAGAAGAAGCCACAACAAGUACAAUAAUUACUAAUGAAUCUGAUAAUUUAGCACCUACAAACAGUACCCAUGUGGUUACCACAGAAAAAACAAGACCAAGUGCAGUAAUUACUACUGAAUCUGGUAAUUUAGCACUUACAAGUAGUACCCCUGUGGUACCCACAGAAGAAGCCACACCAAGGACAAUAAUUACUAAUGAAUCUGAUAAUUUGGCACCUACAAAUAGUACCCAUGUGGUUACCACAGAAAAAACAAAACCAAGUGCAGUAAUUACUACUGAAUCUGGUAAUUUAGCACCUACAACAAGUAGUACCCCUGAGGUUUCUACAGUAACAACCACUACUGAGUCUGUUGGUACUCAUAAAAUCUUAUCUGCUGAUUCUUCUACAUCUUCAUUCGAUAUAGGGGAAUAUGUUUCUACUGAUACCACACCUGCACCGUUUGAAGAAAAAAUUUGUGAAGAAGCUAUUUGUAAGAGGGUGUCUUCGACGAUGUUGUCGAUGAUGAAUCAUGAGAAUAUUAAUAAAUGCGGUGAUUAUUUCAAUAAGAUUUGUCUUAAUCCGGAAGAAGGCAGCGAGGAUCGUUUUUUGAGGCAAAUGUUUAAAAAUUUGAUCCAUUUAAUCGAUAGAAAUCAUUCUGAUGGAAUUGGAUUUUUUGGUGAUUUUUAUCACGCCUGCAACAAUCACGCGCAUUCUAUUAACAGGAUAAAUAGAAUCAAAAAUCUGAAACAAAUUCCUGGAAGCGACUUUUCCGAUAUAGUUGUAGAAUCUAUUUUGACACAAUCCAUGCCUUUUUUUGACGUUGGAUUGAAUAUUAGAAACGACAUAUUCAUACUUGAGAUGACAUUGCCUGGAUUGAGCUAUCUAAAAACUAAUAUUAAGGGUUGGUCUCUACGAGAACAGAUCAAAGAAAGUUGCUUCGUUGAAAUCGCUGGUAGCGUUGUGGACAACAUCGUGAGAUUAAAUCAAAUAUCCAGCUACGUCGAUAAAUGCAUUCAAACAGAAAUUGAAAAUUAUAUAAUUCAAUUUUCGCAAGAAAUAGAGGAAAUUAGUAAAAUUGACGACAUGGAUUUCUUGAAAAAUAUUGUACCCAAGGAAGAAACAAAAAUGAAUUUUUUCGAAAUUUUAAAUAUAAUUCAGGAAAAUUUAGCGUUAUAUCGUAACGUCCCUAAUUCAUACGGAAAAUCAAAGUCAAUUACAUUGCAUGAAUUAAAUAAAAAAUAUGACUUGGAUAUUGAUUGGAUUGAAUUAUUUGAAAAAUUAUUAGGAAAACAUAAAGUGACAGGAGAUACUAAUAUAUUAUUCUCGGAUUAUUUAAAUGAAGUUUUCACACAAUUGAGCGAUAAAAAAUAUAACGUCACGGAAAUGUUAAAUUUGUGGUAUAACGUGGAAUAUUAUAAAAAUUUCGUCAUAGAAAGACAUAUUGGCAACAGAGGGCUGUACUGUAUGAAACUAACGUCUCAACUUAUGCCAGAAAUAUCGUCGUACUUGAUAACAAACAUAACCAACAAAAACACUGAAAAAAAUUCUGCUUCAAUCGAAAAUAUAGCGAAAAAAAUGAUGGACGAAAUAAAAACAUCUUUUCAAAUCGCUAAUUUGGGAGGAAAUAGUAUAAAAUUGAUCCAAGAAAAAUUAGACAAUUGUAACAUAAAAGGUCCUGAAUUGUUUAUUGUAGAAGAUAGUAAAUUUCCACCAAAAAUUAACGAAACAUACGAAAACCAGCUCAUAGAAAUGAUACGAACAUAUAAACGAACAAUUUAUGAUAAAGCUAUGAAUAAUGUUACAAGCAAAAUCUUAUUAAAAUUUUUCGUGAGUCCUUUUGAUACGCAACCUAGAACUUUUCCCCCGUUCAAAGACAUAGUUUACCAGCCGGGAUACGUUUUCGAUAUAACGAAAGAUUUACCGAAUUACGUCAUUUUGGCCAAAAAAGGAUUACCAUUAGCACAGGAAAUAUUUAAGCAAAUUAUUUAUAACGAUCAUCCGAAUCAAUUAAAUAACGAAGAAAUUAUAAUUUACAAACAUUUAAACAAAUCUUCAAAAACGGGGAAUUUAUUAGGGUCGCGGUACACAGUGGAAAAAAUCGAAUGUGAAGUUGAGGGAGCGUCAGAGAUAAAUCUGAAUUACGAAUCUUUAGUAUGUGAUAAUAGGGCAUUCAAAUUGGUAUUUGAACUUUUCCAGAACGAACCGAAUGACGAAGAAUUACCGUUCGUUAAUAAUAUACCGGUCGAAGAAAAUUUUCUUACGCUUGCUCUUCAAGAUUUUUGCAAGCCGAACGAUUUGGCUGAUUUCAUAGCUGAUUAUUACAACAAGAAACUACCGGCUCCGAUCAAAAUUAAAAAUAUGAUUACAAAUUCGAAUUUAUUUAUUGAUACGUUUAAUUGUUGAAAGGAAAAUAAAUUUUUUAAUAUUUGCAAUAA
Molecule: messenger RNA, 2990 nt
Organism: Diorhabda carinulata
Lineage: Eukaryota; Metazoa; Arthropoda; Insecta; Coleoptera; Chrysomelidae
Exons: 14
Coding region: 58-2958 (966 amino acids)
Biological process (GO): proteolysis
Molecular function (GO): metalloendopeptidase activity
Source: RefSeq, a predicted model, not a curated record